This is a messenger RNA of Juglans regia (Persian walnut), 627 nucleotides long. RefSeq lists its product as uncharacterized. The transcript has 3 exons. The record is from RefSeq and is a predicted model, not a curated record. Lineage: Eukaryota; Viridiplantae; Streptophyta; Magnoliopsida; Fagales; Juglandaceae. Bases 1 to 627 code for a protein of 208 amino acids.
AUGGGCGGUGUUGCGUACGGUGGAAACUGGAAGGAGGAAUGGGCAACUGCAAGUGGCGUUGGUCGAAGGCUACGGUAUCGUGUGCGACGGAAAAUCGGAAGGGGUGCAACUGAAGGGGUGCCCCGUUCUGGAUUUGAUGGUAUAGGGGACUUCUUUAGAGAUGUUAAAGGAGAAUUUCAGAAUUGGGAAGCGAGUGCUGCUUCAGUACAAGGAAAGCCAAAGAGCCUGUGGGAAGAAUUGGCAGAAAUUGGAGAAGAAUUUGUGGAAUUUCUUGAGAAAGAACUCAACAUAACUGAUGAAGACGCUGAAUCAUAUAACAGUAAUGGACCUCAGACAGGCAGUUCUUUUAGAACAUCUGGGACAGAUAGAACGGGAAGUGGCAGUGAAAAUAAAGCUGGCAAGGGAAGCAGCAUUGAGGAGAAUAUUGAUGAUAUAGAAGCUGUUCUUGCUCAAUUGAAAAAAGAAUUGGGUGGGUUUAUGGGAGGGGAAUGCCAUCUCUGCAGUAAAGCUGAUGACAUAGAAGCUAGUCUUGCCAAACCCCAAAAAAUGCCAAGAAUAUUUUUUAAUAUUUCGGAUCAAUGUAGAACUUUAAAAAAAAAAAUGAAGAUGGACAUUGAUAAUGCAUAA